UGGGGAGAGAGAAGGGGCACGCACAGCAGAAGUUAUCAAAUUGCCUCUAAUCUAGGACAUUGCAAAUGAGGACUUUUCAGCUUGGAAACAUUUAGAUUUCCAGCAGAGGAGCCUGCAGUUGAGGAAAAACCUGUACCAGGAGGUGAAUUUAUUUUGGAUUGUCUUUGGCAUGAAUGAUAUCCAUUGUUGAGAGCUUUUGGGCAGGGCCAAUGGGUGCUGUGUAUACCGUCUGCUGCUGUCGCUACCAUCUGCAACACAACAGAGAAGAGAAGAAGGCUAUUUUACACAUGCAACCCACCAAGACUCCCAGGCCACCAGAGCUGCUAUCCAGUGAGUCAAGUGACAGUGACCUGGGUGACGAGAGCCUUUUUGGGCCACCGCCUCUGAGAAAGAGCCCUUGGAGCAUCCAGCAGAGCCAGAGAACCACAGUUGACCCAUGGGCCACCACAGACAGACCUAAUGCCUCUGUCAUGACCAGAGAGUCAGACAGAGAAUUACAGGCUUUCAUCAGCAUGAGAGACCAGACCGACAAAGACACCGAGGAAUGGGAGAAGCUGAAUUUUGACAUACACACUCUACGCUACGCCAGACGAGAGGUCAGCACUCGAUGGAAGAAAAUUCUACUGCAGCUAGGUUACCAGUGCGAGGUGGAGGCCCUGCUGUGUGUGAACAGACAGAGCCGGCUGAGUCGAGACUGGGAGCAGCUCAACAGAGCGGCUGAACUGUUGCAACAAGUGCUGGAUCACACCUGUCUGUUUCCACAAGGGACAGGAGAACAGAACAAAUACCUUUAUGUUAUGGACCGUCUGGUGUCUCUGGACAGUGCCGAUGACUUUAUCAGAUUGGCCAAAGAAAAAUACCCCAAGAAAGAAGACUGAGAGAAAGAAAUAAAGAAAGAAUAAAGGGGUGCAAAGAAGAUCAUGUUAAAAAUACUGAUUAAUUCUGUAUGGUUAACUUGUAAAUCAUGUGAUCAUGUGAUUUUUAAAAUGAUGUUCACAUUUCACACAAUAUGUGAAUUUUUUCUCAAACUUUGUGUUUUCUGAUACUUUUUUUGUCAUGUAAUUGUUUAUUGUUGUGUCAGAAAUAUUGAUGAAAUUUGUUAUGGGCCAUGAAAGUAACCAGGGUUAGAUAUGUCAUCUUGAUUGUAACGCAUCUUAUUCUAUUAUGUUGUUGGCGAAUUGCACUUUUACACUUUCAAUAUUAUGCUUGUGGAAAUUGUAGGCAUGUGUUUAUAUUGCUGCAUUUGUCUUCAAAUGUGAUGACUGUAGAAGUGCCGCUAUUACCGCUCGUACAGACACUGUGCAGAUACAGAAGAA
This is a messenger RNA of Myripristis murdjan (pinecone soldierfish), 1316 nucleotides long. Its product is annotated as melanoregulin. Gene Ontology annotation, cellular component: melanosome. The record is from RefSeq and is a predicted model, not a curated record. Bases 174 to 878 code for a protein of 234 amino acids. Gene Ontology annotation, biological process: melanocyte differentiation; melanosome transport. Lineage: Eukaryota; Metazoa; Chordata; Actinopteri; Holocentriformes; Holocentridae. The transcript has 5 exons.